Messenger RNA from Lycium ferocissimum, 591 nucleotides. Its product is annotated as NADH dehydrogenase [ubiquinone] 1 alpha subcomplex subunit 8-A-like. The transcript is spliced from 2 exons. Gene Ontology annotation, biological process: mitochondrial electron transport, NADH to ubiquinone. The record is from RefSeq and is a predicted model, not a curated record. The coding region runs from base 47 to 370 and encodes 107 amino acids. NCBI's taxonomy places the organism in Eukaryota, Viridiplantae, Streptophyta, Magnoliopsida, Solanales, Solanaceae.
GAGAGUGAAGGAAAGUUUGUGUGAAAUUAUUGCCGAUUGUUGAAGAAUGGCUACAAGUAGCGCAGUGGAUGGAGUAGGAAAUCCGAUCCCAACAUCGGCAGUGCUGAUGUCAGCAUCCAAGCACAUAGAUAUUAGAUGCCGAAGCGAGAAUGUAGCUUAUCUCAAGUGCAAAAAAGACGAUCCUAACCCUGAAAAAUGCCUCCAAAAAGGUCAACAAGUCACUCGUUGUGUCCUUAGCUUGUUGAAGGAUCUCCAUCAGAGGUGUAACAAAGAGAUGGAUGCUUAUGCUGGAUGCAUGUACUACAACACAAAUGAGUUUGAGAUGUGUCGUAAUGAGCAGAAGGAAUUUGAGAAAGCCUGUCCUUAUUGACUGGCUGGCGAAUGAUGUUUUUCAUUUAAAGAAAUAAAAACUUGAAUGUAUUUGCAAACGGAGAAGAGCGUAUUGUUGUUAGCACCUUUCAAUCAAUAUGCUUGUGUUUGGAACCCUAUUCACUGGGGCACUUGCCAAGUUGAUGUUUCUCUUAAAUUUGCUUUCCAACAUAAAACAUGAAGCGGCAAUUCGUAUAACAUGGCUUGUUUUCGGAUCAUAAA